Messenger RNA from Venturia canescens, 1421 nucleotides. Its product is annotated as cuticle protein 19-like. The transcript is spliced from 5 exons. Gene Ontology annotation, cellular component: extracellular matrix. NCBI's taxonomy places the organism in Eukaryota, Metazoa, Arthropoda, Insecta, Hymenoptera, Ichneumonidae. The record is from RefSeq and is a predicted model, not a curated record. The coding region runs from base 400 to 1065 and encodes 221 amino acids.
UGUCUCCAGAAAAAAAAGAAAAAAAACAGCGGUAUAGAGAGCAGAUCAUCGAUAGAGAAAGAACGAUAUUGAUUGAGAGAAAUAAGGAGAGCACAAUUCUGGUAUAUUCAUAUUAUUGGUUCAGUUGUCUAUUUCGUGAUACUCCUAAUCAAGGUAUGGAAUGGACGGAUAGCUGUAUAUGGAUGGGCUAUUGCACAUUGGCUCGAAGUAAAGCAAAAGUCCUAACACACUAUCCGAGGAAGAGGACAUGAAAAAUGUAAGUGAAUGUUCGCGGUAUAUAAAGAAGAGAAUCAGCGGGGAUGCUGCAAUACUCAGUGAGAAAUCUCCGUACCGAGGUCGGUGAAAUUGUGAAAAGAUCCAUUCGGCUUGGCUUCUUCAGCCUCUCUGUAACAUUAUACAAUGGAAUUGCUACAGAUUUCUUCAUUGUUCAUUGUAGUAAGCACGAUCCAAGCGCUUCAACAGCGAUACGAAGGUAACGGCGGGAAGCGAGUUUCAAGACACAACUUUCCAUGCUCCCAGCAAACGAGUUCGGCCCCUGCGACGGAAUUCGGAGCGCCUAUAGCUUGUGCUCUGAAAUUAGGUACGGACACAAGGGAAAAGAAAAACGAAGAAGAAUCUCCUCCUCCUACGGAGUACGUGAAAUUAUCGGCGGCGGCGACUUACGUGCCACUACCAAAAACAGAGAACUUGGUUUUCAUCGCACCUCCGAUAAUCAGGACCUCCGCCGCGGUCGUCGCAACCCCGAAACCGUCGAUCGAAGCAGAGAACGUCGAAUACACGACACAUCCGAAAUACUCAUUCAAUUACGGAGUAAUUGACGGGUACACCGGGGAUUCGAAAUCGGCGUGGGAAGAACGGGACGGUGACAGUGUCAAAGGGGAAUAUUCGGUGGUUGAAGCCGACGGAUGGAUUCGUACGGUAACUUAUACGGCCGACGAGCAUCGUGGUUUCAACGCCGUUGUUACACGGAGCAGACCUCCGAAACAUCCACCGGCCGGAGUCAGGCUUCAAUCUUUCGUUCCGUCGACUCUUUACAGGGGCGAAAAUCUCCGUUUGAGACUGUAAAUUAUCAUUUUGCUUUGCACGUUUACUGAAAUAAUGAAAGUUAUCUUGAAUUCGGCCUUAAAAUUUUCACCGUAUAAUAUUUUUCUAUGAAAAAGCAUCUAUUCAACCGCGUGGUCACAUUUUUCAUUCACAAAAAUAUUCGGAUUUAUUCUUUUUCGUAAAGACAAAAUUCACGUUCAUCUCAAAUUUCCGAAAUUUCCCACUCGGAGCUCAGAGCCUCCGGAGUCCGAGGACAUAUAUGUUAAGGAGGUUGAAGCGUAUCUUAUGUUAAAACUAUUUUCCAACUUUGCACAUUAAAAUUUUUUAAACAGAAAGCUUAAGACAGUAUUAAACUUCUGGCGGGAUAUGCCGAUGAU